AAACAAAAAAAAGGGCGAUCCGGAGAUGCUGGUGGAAUAUCAAUACCAUCAAAAUGGCCUUAUUUCACACUGAUGCUUUUCCUAAAAGACAAUAUGACCCAAAGAAAUUCUACAGGAAAUAUUCCUCCUCUCAAUAACCAAGAAAAUUCAUACGAUGAAAAUACUACGCCAGAUACAAUCUCUGAACCUGAUUAUGGUAGAAAUCAUAAUUCUGAAUUUAAUUCAGAUUCAGAAUUAAAUACUGACACUAUGCCUACGACACCCAAGGCUGCUAAAAUAGCUCAAGCAAAUAAGGAAACGGGUACAAAGAGUAAAAAAGCUAAAUCUUCAGUAUAUGAAAAAAUGAUAGCUAUAGAAGAAGAAAAACUGAAAGCAUAUAGAGAAAAGUGUAAGGAAAGAACAAAGGAAGAAGAUAGUCACUUUCAUUUCCUCAUGAGUCUGAUGCCGUACAUGAAGAAAAUACCCGAAGACCAAAAAUUGUCAGUACGAAUAAAAAUACAACAAUUUCUUUUGGACGCCCAGCCGCGUGCUCAGUCCGUCAGGACAAGAACUACUGCAGUGGACCAAGAAACCGAUCAAAGCAGGUAUCAAGUGGUACUGUCUUCAGCUUCAUCAGAAAACGAACUAGGAUGUUCAGAUGUGCGAAAAAUGUAA
Molecule: messenger RNA, 654 nt
Organism: Diabrotica virgifera virgifera (western corn rootworm)
Lineage: Eukaryota; Metazoa; Arthropoda; Insecta; Coleoptera; Chrysomelidae
Exons: 1
Coding region: 73-654 (193 amino acids)
Molecular function (GO): DNA binding
Source: RefSeq, a predicted model, not a curated record